Molecule: messenger RNA, 2086 nt
Organism: Bombina bombina (fire-bellied toad)
Lineage: Eukaryota; Metazoa; Chordata; Amphibia; Anura; Bombinatoridae
Gene: SPATA18
Product: spermatogenesis associated 18
Exons: 13
Coding region: 48-1526 (492 amino acids)
Biological process (GO): mitochondrial protein catabolic process; mitophagy by internal vacuole formation
Cellular component (GO): mitochondrial outer membrane
Source: RefSeq, a predicted model, not a curated record
CAAGCAGAGGGCAGGAUCACCCUGUGGCAUCAUCACUACAUUGUACCAUGGCAGACACUCUCCGGAGGCUGAGCAACAGCGAGACUUGCAGGUUGUUACAGGACAAGCUGGAGGACUGGUACAAGGAUUAUCACAUUAACUCAUGUGACCAGAAUUUAAACAUUUGCUGUGAACUUCUUGAAUUGAAUUCGAAGAUUCAGGGACAACUAUUUACAAUUCUCAAUGUAACAGCCAGAGAGGGUGGUCAAUAUGCUGGUGUUGAUACUAUCAAGAGUCGCUUUUUGCCAUGGUUGGGAACUUGUUUUUCCACAUCACACUCAGGAGCAUUUUCGGAUUCUAGCUUUUCACUCCUCCAGGAAUCAUUGGAAAGAGACAAAAGAUUACGAGAGCUCUCAACCACCCAGGAAAUGGAACUGAAUAAACUGGAGAGCCAGCUAACAUCUACACGCAUGGAACUAAAUGCAGUAAAGCAAGACCUUCUGGAAGCUCAGAUGGAGGCUGAAGACACCAAAACCAAAUCUGCAACAACUCUUCUGGCUGCAGAAGAUGAAAUACUACAACUGAAAUCACAAUUGAGAUCCACCGAAGACAACUUAGAAUUUAGAAAACGAAGUGCAGUUGACGAUUAUGAGCGACAGAUACGACUGCUAAGGGAUGAGAUCACUGUUCUGUCAGCUGAAAAGAGUGUGUUACAAGGGAGAAUUUCAAGAAGCCGUUCUUGUAGCCCUGUACGUCACACCAGCAGGUCGUCAAGCCCAUUCGGAAGGACAGAGUCUCCCACAUCUGCCAGACUUACCAACUCUUCUCGUCACGCCCGCCUAAUAUCCAGAUUUAAUGACAUUUAUGCUAAUGACCGGCUAGAUGCCCAAACUCACCUGAGACGUUAUAUUGACGAUCAGGAGAUGGUUCAGAGAAUUAUUUUUAUCGCUACUGUGGAAUCAUUCCACGCUGCAAAGAUGGCUUUCAGACAGUUCAAGCUCCGUGUGAGAAAAUCUUUGGCACCUUCUCAUUUGGGACCUGAAUCGCUAGAAGAUGCUGUUAUUGACUACAUUGUCCGCAACUUGGAUCUUUAUGAUGUCCAGUCUAGUGUUAACGAUGUGAUCAGUGCAAUGAACGUCAAUCCUAAAAUCUCAUUCCCGCCUGAAGUGGACUUUAUUUUGAUCAGUAGCUUCAUUCGGGAGGUGUGUCGUGUUGCUUUUGCAAUGCAAACUCUAGAAAUACCAUUGGAUGUAGCUUUUGCAGUUGACGGAGAACUCUUUAGUGAAAGCAAGUAUCGCCGCACAUAUGACUCUGAGUUCUCAGCGCCUCUUGUGUAUUACCAUGUAUGGCCCCCGCUGAUGGAAGAUGAGACUGUUGUUGUCAAGGGAGAAGCCGUAACAAAGAGGGGUGCUCUGUGGGGUUCAGCGAAGAGUAGAAGCAGAAGCUCCAGCCCAAUUCGAUCUCGUUCAGCUAGUCCAGGUCGGAUCUUGCAGGCUAGAAGCCGUAGUCCAUCCCCUAUCAGAAGAAGCGGGACACCAAGAUUCUAAUUUACUGGCUUUGUAUAUGAAAUUGAACCAUCGGGAACUGGUCUAUGACAUUGGUGCUUAAGUCUAUCUCAAGAGUACCUCAGACGUUCAAUGAGAUAAUGUGAACGGUUAAUUUGAUACAGAUCUAUGUUUUGAAUUAUUUGCUAUUGUAAUUGAAAACUAAAUUUAUUUUCCGUUUUUUUUAUUAUAUAAACUAUUUGUUUUUUUCUAUUUAGUCAGCAGUUUACAGCAAGUUAUCAGGUGAAUUUAUAAUGUACAAUUAUUGUCACAGGUGGGUAUGCUGGACUUUACCGAUAACAUUAAAUAACAAUGCAAGAAAAACAGUGUUACACUUGUGACUUUUUAGAAAAAUAAAAUAAAUAUAGUUUGGACUUCUUUUGUGUUUCAAUAACACAUUUGUAUAUUAUAUGGGAAAUGCAAUUUUUUUUUAUCUUGUUGCCAAAAUCUAUAUACACAAAUAUAAAAUGUGCCUAAAUUACUGUAUAAAUCAAUGUUUUUAAAAUUGUAUUUUGUUUUAUAUCGAGUGCCUGCAAAUCAUUAAACUGAUUCUGAGAACAUAA